AUGUCGUCGUUAUCUUCUGGGACUAGUCUCCGCAGAUCCUGCCAGGGCUGCGUCAAGGUUAAGCGACGAUGCGAUUUGCUCUUCCCGGAGUGCAGCAGAUGCUUUAAGAAGGGUGUGCGCUGCCAAUAUAUCAAUAUUCCUCUGUCGAGCCGAACGAGUCCGCCGGGCGAUGGUCAUAAUGUCAAUGGACGGGUCACCAAGCCGGCAAAUGUGCGACAAUAUCAACAACAUCAGCAGCAACAGCAAAAGAUACACAAUCCCGUUGUUGACAAGACGAUAAAGGCGGAGAUAGUACAAGAGAAUAAUCUCGAAACGAUCGUCUUUAGACCGUCGAAGCGAACCACGCCGUCGGGUGACGAAGCAAGUGAUGGAAGCAGUGUCGCCAGCGAUGAUAGCACAGGCAGCAGCGCCAACAGUAAUACCAGCAAUACAAAUGUACCGUGGAUACGACCGCCAUUGGAUAUCGAGAUUCGAAAACAACAUUCGCCUUACAUUAUCGACUUGGUAGCCAACGUCGUGCGUCAAGCGCCUGCAUCAUUCGUCAAGGGUCAAUCCAUUUUCAUUCACCCUUGCGUCUACAGCAAAUCUCUACCACGGCCGGUCCGCGAAAUCCGUGCGUUAUGUGCGAUGUACGAGAACGACAGCGAUGACUAUCAAUUAUCUCCCGUUAAACUGUCGACCCUUCUCCAACGUCAAAUUGUCUCGUUAAUCCAAACCGCGAAGAAGACAACCGAUUUCGAAGAACUGGUCGCAUGCGUUCAGGCACUCACUCUUGCACAAUGUCUGCAAUUGUCGGAAGGAAACAUUCGUGGCCCUGCAAUUGAAAAAUCCCUCGAGUUCCUCGCUGCUCUUGCACACAGAAUGUGGUAUUUGGUGCCCCGGGAACUACCGAGUACCAUGUCACCAUGGCACGCCUGGAUGUUUGGCGAGACUGUCCGUCGUACGAUUGUUUUCUCGCAUCUCGUGAUUGCCGCGUUUAGUUUUUUGAGUCGUGGCUAUGCAUGUCGCACUCCUUUUAUUGAUGCCCUCCCAUUCGAUGGCCGAACAUAUCUCUGGGACGCAAGAUCCGAGCAGGAUUGGGCCAAAUACAGCACGCAGCGUGAUUUCCCUAUGGUGUCUGUUAUUGAGUACGCCGACCUAGUACAGUCUGGCCGCGCUCUAUGCUUUUCCUCCUUUGAGAGCUUGAUUAUCGCCACAUGUCGGGGGAUAGAGUUACCUAUUCAUGAGCUGUCGAAGGUGAUUCAGAUGUGA
Molecule: messenger RNA, 1251 nt
Organism: Talaromyces amestolkiae
Lineage: Eukaryota; Fungi; Ascomycota; Eurotiomycetes; Eurotiales; Trichocomaceae
Exons: 1
Coding region: 1-1251 (416 amino acids)
Biological process (GO): regulation of DNA-templated transcription
Molecular function (GO): DNA-binding transcription factor activity, RNA polymerase II-specific; zinc ion binding
Source: RefSeq, a predicted model, not a curated record